AUGAACAAUUACAUGAAUUAAAGGAAACUAUAAGUUGAAUAAAAAUCUCCUCGUCUGUUGAUAUUUCCUAAAUAAAAAUAGAAUUAAGUUAAUAGUAGAGCUGCUAUGAACUAUUUUACAGAAAUGAAAAAAGAACACUAACAAAUUAAUCAAAAUAAAUAAGUCUUACCUCCAGAAUUUUAUAUAUCUUUAUUAUCAUUAGAGCCAAAACAAUCUCUAUUACAUAAUCCAAAUAUUGAAUUAAUACGAACCUUAAUUGAUAGCUAUCUUAUUAUUAUUGAAUAACUAUAAGGUUAAGAUGGAUUGAUGAUUUAUUUUAAGGAUAAAAUUAAUAGUUUAUUAGAAUAACCAUAAGUUAGAUAAUGUAUUUAAAAAAGUGAUGAUAUCUAAUUGUAAUAAAUGUUAGAAAAAAGUUAACAAUCAUAUUGUAAGUAAUCAAAUGUAGAAGAAAUGGAAGCAUAUAUGAAUAUGAAUAAACCUUAAGUCAGAAACUCUUUAGCUACUUUUUUAACAAUGCAUGAUAGAUUAGAGAAGGAAUAUGAUAAGGCAUAGUAGAUCUUAUAAGAUUAUGAUGAUCAUGUUGCUCAAUUUGAUGAACUUAUGCAAAAAGAUCUUGAUAAUCAAAAGAAUGCAUUAGAAGAUAGAUUAAAAAAAAGAAGUAAAUUCUAUUAAAUAUAUUAUAAUAGAUGAUAUUAAAAAAAGAUAUUCUGGUCAUGAAUAGAGACCAAAUCCUAAUGAUUUUUGA
Molecule: messenger RNA, 745 nt
Organism: Paramecium pentaurelia
Lineage: Eukaryota; Ciliophora; Oligohymenophorea; Peniculida; Parameciidae
Source: the annotation of a GenBank genome assembly